Messenger RNA from Notodromas monacha, 5663 nucleotides. NCBI's taxonomy places the organism in Eukaryota, Metazoa, Arthropoda, Ostracoda, Podocopida, Cyprididae. The record is from the annotation of a GenBank genome assembly.
AUGGGGUUGAAUGGAAGGCCGGGGGACGUUUGCGUGAAGCGACCACCGAAUCUUAGUGUGACCUCUCCCGGAUUCAUGUCGGAAGCCACGACGUUCUUGGAUCGGAUGCGCAAGCUGAUUUUUCAUUUGGGCAUAGUUCCCGAAGGUGGAAACGAUUGCGUACCAGUGAACCGUUUUUUUUUUCUUGACCAAACUGAUGUAUUAUUAGAGACCACCUACACGUGUGGUGCCCCGCAAUUUGACCCUAAACCGUUAAACGGUUGCCAGGCCUUUGUCACAGAGAGUCGGAUCACGGCCGAGAAGAAAGUCCGUCGCCUGUGUCGCACGAACCAGGCUCGGUUCUCGUCAGUUGGCGCGACGAAUUGGUCGACGUCGCCGAAGUUGAGCUCCCUUGACGUCAGCGUGUCGCGGAUCCAGUGGGAGAUCAACGACUCAUCGUCGUUCUGCCUUGUGGAACCCGGUCACGGUCCCGAACCCCACUUGCAGCGGCGUUCCGUCGUCCGCGGGCACCACCAGCAUCACCGCCAACGGCGCCGGGAUGGUUGGCAGCAGCAGAAGGACGCCGGGGAUUGCUGCCGACACUGUGUCAAGGCCGCCGUCGGCAGGACGCGACGGAACAGUUUGGCCAGUUCUACUGCGGCGGCCUCUGAUCAACAACAACAACAGCCGACGAAGGAAAUCUCGAGUUCCAGUGAUCGCAACUGCCGCCACGUGCCUGGCGACGACGAAAUGAACGACUGCGGCGCCUGUCGUCGCCAUAAAUCGAGGAAGUCGUGUCCCGCUAGCGACGACCAGCUGCACACCCGAAAAAGCAUGUCAUCCAAAUUGCGGAUGUUGCACCCGAGUGACGCGCAUGCUUGGACGCCGAAAUUAGUUCGAGUUUUCGACAACGGAAGGCAUAAAAUGGUUGUUGUGAUCUUGCCAUCUUCGUCCAACAAAGAUGUCCAAGAAGAUGACAAAAGUGCCGCAAACUCAGGAUCUUCGUUGCACGUCACCUUCAAGGCACACAAGGUGAAAGCGACCUUUGAGAAUGCUGACCAGCAGCAAAAGCUGCAACCCGAACCCCCUCCCGAUGAUGCUCGCAUUAAAUUCCAAAGUCGCGGAUGUUCGCCGCACGGUCCACACGAUGGCGACACGGCUGCCGGAGGCGACGUUGAAAACAAUGCUUUCCACUCUGUGCCUAGAGCCAGUGUCGUCGGCGGGGAGUUGACAAUCAAGCGCAGUGAUUGCGACCCUUUCUUCACUGCGUCAGAGAGCGAGGAUGACGACGGUUUUGCGAAGAAGGCAGAUGAGCUGGUGCCGGUGAUUUCCCCGUUGGCUCGGAUGAGGCGGAUCAAGUGCUGCUCGACCGGAAAUCUAAGGCGGAAGUUGGUUCGGGACGAUGCGGCUCAAACUGCGUUGGAGUUGCACGCAGUUGAGACCAUGACUGACAAUGAAUUGGGAAUGGAGCGCAGUGCGCAGACGUCUGCGAAUCGCUUCGCCAUUUCCUCGACCGGAACCCCUGACGAGAACCCUUUCCCGUGCCCCCCAGAAACCUCGUCGACACUCGACGCCUCACCGGCGACGCCAUGCCAUCAACGCUUCGACACUGCCACGACCGGUGCUUCGUCCCAAUUAUUGCCGCACUGUUAUGCGACAGCGGACGAACUCGAGUCGGAAUCAUGCUCAGGUUCUGUCGAGUCCAUGCCGCGGAGCGAUGUCGACGAAACGCCCGGAAUGUCGGGUGAUGACGAUUUCGCGGAUGUCGAGAAGGCGGAGUUGGGAUCGACGCUCGUGUCGACGCGGAAGGAAGACUACUUGACGUGUUGCAGUGGCGUGACGACCGACACGGGACAGAUGUCGGGUUUGGAGCGCUUCCAUUCCGUGGGCGACAAUGCGACGAGGGAAUCCAGCGACGAUGACGUGAGCGUGAACCGUGAACAGCACGAAUCAGCGUCGCUGGGCCAGCACUUGAACGCACCAAGGGAAAAUGCAUCCAAAUCUGCGGAAAACCUCUCUCGCGAAGACGAAAUCGCAACAAGAGAAUCGCGAGUCUCGCAGUACGGCAGCAGCGAAUGCCUCCCUCCGAGUCCAACUCCAGCUGUGGAAGAUAUCACACAUGCCGGCCAAACCCUUCGCCAAUCUUCCUCCGGCUCCCUUUUCCGCCAUCGGUCGUCUCAUUUGACCAAAUUCUUCCCGGAUUCCUCCCCACACGACGUCCAUCUGCUCACUGAUUCCACCCCGAAUUCGUCCCGCACCGGAAUCCGAUUCCGCGUCGGGCAGGUGCAAGUCGGGAUCAAAGAAGCCCUCGGCACCCAUAAGCGACGACAGCGAGUCUCGGAGACGGUGGACGAAGCAGCCAGUGCCAUGUGUUCAUCUGACAGCUUGCUCAUCAAGGUCAUAGAGCAACUGAACGAGCUGAAUGCCCUGCAAAGACACCAGAUUGAGCUGACCAAGGCGGGCAUGUCGUUUGUUUCGAAUCCGCGCGACGGCGUGAACGCUGAUUCCUCCGCGCUUCUGAAACCAUCCAAUGAAGAUGUCGCUCCCUUGCUUGCCAUGAAAUGCGAACAGAAAGACAAUAACGACGCUGUGACUGUCCAGCAGCAAGAGGAAAAGGUUAUUUCUGCUGAGGACACGAAGUUAAGCGACUGCUCGGAUGAUGACGACGAGAAAUCAGAGUUACUCAAGUCGGAGGAUGUAACGUUGCCGUUUUCUAGUAGCGCAGUGGAGAAAAACUGGAUUCCUCAGCGUUUUCGUGAAGCUUCGGCUGAAUCUCGCAAAGGGUCGGUGCACGACUCUUUCGCUCCUGCAGUGUUGCAGCGCUCUUACACUGAGAACAUGUCGAACGCGGAACUUCAUCCAAGGAUCCUAAAUUCUGUGUCAGAACGCCUCUUGAUCGCCCCCGUUUGUGUUCAGAGUGAGCAAAGAACUCCGAACAACUCAGCCGAAGAAAUGUCACGAAGCCCUGAACUAACUUCGACUUUCAGCUUUUCACCGUUUUCUGUUACUGCGAAAAUGAUAACUGACGGUGAAAAGGACAGCGGGUCGGUGGCAAAUUUAGCAGAAAGAAGCGAGAAAAUUUCUGGAACGAACUCCAUUUCGGAAACGUUCGCUGACGACGCUUUCGACGUCGACAGCAGCUAUUUGGAACCCGCGUCGACAGUAUCUAAAGCCCGGAUCUUGGGUAGCAGUCAGUCGCAAACCCGGGCUCGCAUGCCUGGCAUUCAUGCGUCCGUCAUCCCCAGCGAUGCUUCGUCUUCGUCUGACGGUCCCAUUAACUCCCACGCCUCCGUCACCCAUCUCAGCGACGCGUGCGGAAACGCAAUCGAGAACCCCGAAGAACCCACACAGCAGGGUGCCGGUGUUUGUGAGGAAGAAGGCGAUUCGCCAAGAAUCUGUGAACAAUAUACGGCUUUACCCAACGCCGAAGUAAUUUUUCCAGUCGAAGGUCAACCGGAGAAAACCCAUCUGGUCACUGAAAUCAUCGAACGUCGACUUGAGAUUCAGCAACAAACAUUAGAACUCGCGGCUGUAGAAUCCGAAAAAGGUUUAGACUUCUCCGAUUCCUGUCGGUCGAUGUCGAGCUUUUGUUUCGGUUCAGGGAUCGAACUCGGCGAAACAUCGUCAUCUAGUUACGAGGAAUUUGAUUUAGGACCUGGAACGAUCAGGAGAAGUGACAGUACUGGAGAAGUGCACAAGAAUCACACUUUUCUCGAUUUGACGACUGGUGAUGCCCGAAUUGAGCCGAUCGUUAACGACGAUCUAGAUCGAUGGAACUCUGAUGCUCACCAGUCUGCGGGUGAUCCGCGCCUCGAGCCUGAUGCCGCACCGAAUCCUACGUCUCCUCCUUCUCCGCAGUACAUCAAUUGCGUUGUCAGCUUUUCCGAAAGCACGGAAUGCACUUCAACGAUUACCCCUGAGGCGAGUUAUAGUGGGUCAAAGUCGAACCGUGGGUCCUUGCUGAACAUCCAGCAAACUGUUUCCGGAGAAUUUUUACCCGAGAAAACACGCGGGUUGCGGGGUUCGAGUCCUGCUCAAGUCUUCCACCGUCCGCACGAGAAUAUUCAUCGACAAGGAACUUACGAGGUCGUCGUGGGAUCACAAAGGAAUCCCAGCGGAUCCGUCAUCAAACAGAAUGUGGUCCUCGAUCCCACGAAAACCACGGAAUCGGGGUCCUCGAGAAUUCCUUGCCAUGUACGCGCUGUUUAUUUGGCUUCCUCGUCUUCAUUGUUCGAUGGCCGGGCCUUUGAUGUUUUCUUGAAUGUUCUCUAUUCUAGGAUGACCUUCGGGGCUGUCGCAGAUCGACGCAAUUCCCCAACGACGUUGACGAAUCAUUCUUCGGGCCAAAUCGUCGCGAGUGAUCAUGCGGAAGAAGCUGUUGUUGAGUCGGAACAGCCUCAGCCUGUUCCACUGGCGACGUUCUACGAUUUUCAUGUGCGCGACGCGGCGGAAGAAAUCCACUUCACGGAUAGCAACGAUUCAGUCCCAGCUCCGGAUCGCGACCCGGUUUUCAUCGAAAAAUCCGCGCACGGACCGGAUCAUUUUUCUUUGGCCGACGAAGAAAUGAGCUCCAGCGGGUUGAGUAACGAGCCUCAGUGGUCCAAGGGCUCCAGGGUGUUCUCUCAUCGUCGACCCAACGACACGGAGGUUCUCAUGUAUCUCGACGACACUAUUGCGGAUUUGCUUUGCUUGCGAGCGAUUCGGAUGCGAGUUAUGUGGUUAGAGGACUUCACACAGAAGGAACAAGAACUGACCCACUACUUCUACUACAUGUGCAUGCGAGAGGUUCUGCGUCGAGCCAAACCUGUCGUGGACAACCACCGGCUCCUGGACUUCCGGCCCCUUUUCACCCGCGGAGAGGAACUGGAAAUGGUACUUCUGCGGACUGUGCAGCGGAGACAGGAGAUCAUCGAGUCCAUGCCGAGCCGCCAUUCCUCGACGGCGUCCGUUUCCGUCGACGUAGUGGGGUUGUCGACACCGCCGCCGCCGUCGUCGUCAUCAUCGUCGUCGUUCGACCAGCGACACGGAUCCGCCGCGUCCAGGAUCGCGGAGAGACUGUUGGUCUGUUGCGAUGAGCGGAUUUACGCCUUGUUUGUGCUCUGCUACCGGCGUUGGGAAGAACGUGACAAGCAGCCUCGCGACAGACGGAACCCGAUCACCGGCCAGACUGCCUCGACCCUGGACACGUUCAGCUGUUUGCUUUGCAAGUACGUGCGAGGAAACAGUGACCCCGACGUUGUACUGCGUCUGGAGCACUCGGGCUACUUGCCCUACCUUCGCCAGAAGAUCCUCGCUCUGGCCACCAACUUCAAGUCUGUGGAAGCUUGAAGAAAACUCAUGGAUGAUUUACGGGGCUUCGAGUGGUUGAGGUGAGACGAACCCGGGUCGCUCUCGGGAAAACUCCCUGAACCCGGCGAAAUGAAACAGAGCGAGACGAGGAACGCAAAAGCCGGGUUGCUUGAUCCGUGUCGCCUUCCGCUAAAAUCCCCACUGGUGCUGCUGAGCUUAUAGGCCAGAAGAGACAGGCCUGGCCCUGAUUACGUCCGCCUGCAACAAGAGCCGGUCUUAUACAUACAUACCCCUCCUCAUAUAUAUGGACUGAUUGUCGACCCUUUUCUUGUUAAGCCUGAUUCUUGUUUUUUCGCUGUUCCUUACGGCCGGAAAUACGACUGUGGUUGAUUUUA